Messenger RNA from Alternaria atra, 5553 nucleotides. RefSeq lists its product as uncharacterized. NCBI's taxonomy places the organism in Eukaryota, Fungi, Ascomycota, Dothideomycetes, Pleosporales, Pleosporaceae. Gene Ontology annotation, molecular function: polyubiquitin modification-dependent protein binding. The record is from RefSeq and is a predicted model, not a curated record. Gene Ontology annotation, cellular component: proteasome regulatory particle, base subcomplex; nucleus; cytosol. The transcript has 5 exons. The coding region runs from base 1 to 5553 and encodes 1850 amino acids. Gene Ontology annotation, biological process: proteasome-mediated ubiquitin-dependent protein catabolic process.
AUGGAGACGCCAGGCGCGUUUGCCAACGCGACUUCUUUCUUGCCGUCGCCAGCGGACUUGCUCAUGGCACUACCGCGCCUGUUCUCUAAAGCCAGUUCUCUUGGCGAUAUGAUGCGCUCGGGUGGGAGCGUUAUUGCGGAACCAACAGCCAACCUGACUAACAGCACCAUGACAACUACGACCCCAGGCUUUGUACAGGAAUCCAUUGCUGCUGCGGCUUCUUCGGCGGCUACGCUUGAGGGCGAUAUGACUGUAUGGCAAGCCUUGAGGAAUGUAGCCGCCUGGUUCAGCUACAUAACUUCCAAAUGGGCCAUUGCAACCUUCGCCAUUGCAAUCAUCCUCAAUAGGACUCAUUUCUAUGGAAACAGCCGCGUUCCACUCUCUUUCGACCGCCUUUACCUUCGUUUCGCCCUUUACAUCAUGCCCCUAAUCCUGUUCCUCUAUCAAACCCAUGGCAUCCUACGAGCCAUACGAUGCCAAACAUCCCCAGGUUGGUCCAAUAUGCAAUACGGAGCAAACGGACGGCAGCUGGACACAGACUUCGGCGGCGAAGGCGGUUAUCUGUGGCAAGUCGCAUCGGCAAUGCUCUUCUGGGAGACUACCGAGGAAUCGUGCCGAGCUGCAAACAUGCUACCCGUGGAUCCAUCCACCACACGACCCUCUGGGUCACUAGCGCUUCUAUGGCCCAUGUUCGUGACCCUAGGGUUCGGUCAGUUUGUCGAUACCCUAGCCUGCGCCCUGCAAGGAAGACGCCCGAUUCAGGAAGUCGGAAUGACCAUUUUUGAACAUUCGCUCGCAUUUGCAGAGGCAGAGGCUGUGGUAACCAAACCGCUGGCGGUCGAUUCAACACGCUUCUUCAAACCAAAGUCUGUCUUCACCCCAGACGGCACCUCCCUCAUGAUUCCCAGGUCGAAGCUUUCCAAGAUGGCCAAUGUACCGCCGGAAGUUGAAGCCGUGUUCCUCAAUGAGGGAACCAAGGUCAAUGUUCACGCAAUGACAUGGCUUGAAAAACAGAGAUUACAGGAACUGCUCGCUCGACGGAGGAAAACUCGGGAGACGAUCACCGGCAUCCCAUCCGAGCUCAGGAACGAUACAUUCGCGCAUGGGAUUGAGGUAGUUGAUGAGCUUAGUGAUGUUAGAACGGAUACAUCAUCGUCAGGCUAUGCAAAAGAACGCAAGACGCGAGGUGUUACCUCCACAGAUUCUUCUAAUGCUAUAGGACAGAAUGACCCCGCCCUUCAGCAGCGCAGUCGCUAUCUCCAAACGUACCAAUUCUUCUUCCGUAUAUCGAAGUUGAUCAUCCUUAGCCUUGCAAGGAUUACGGACUGGGCUUUGACAAAAAUGGGAAUUAGCUACCGGCCUAGAUGGCUACGACGUACUGUGGGGCUCCAUAUUGAUGAUGAUGAUGACAAGAUGUAUACUUCAGCAGCCGGCACAGGGCGAUACCAGAACCAAACAAUGUCGUCAAAAGAGUCAUGGCUUACCAUGGAUGACCGGACUCGAGUCCGUCAGGAUCGAGAAUUCGACGUUGAGUUGUUCGCGAAGGAGAGACUUCGACAGAGUGGCUUUCACUCCGAACCAGAUGCUGAGGACUCUGAAGAUCGUCUCAAUGACUACCUGUAUUCUUGGUGGCGCAACGGCAGUCUCUGGAACGAGGUUGAUAACAGCAGGGACUAUGUUGUUCCGCAAGACGACGACACUACUAGCGUAGUAUCAUAUGCUACGACAACAGACAACGACGAAUGGUCAGACAUGGACGAUGGACAAAGGACACCUACGUAUGCCACAUACCAGCGGAGCCGGGAAGAAACACCUUUAGCGGACGACACAAUGGAUUUCUCCCGUCUUUCUCAACUCCUAGAUCCAAAGACUAGAGAGGAUCGGGAGGAGGCCAAGCUGCUGUCACGGCACCUUCAGAGCUCGAAUAUCAUGACACGCUCGCAGUAUCGCAGGGCUCUUGAGCGCGAAGAAACCAAGAUCCUGACAACAUCGCGCUACAAAAUGGGCGAUAGCGUCCACAUGUCUCCAGAAGAAGAGGAGCAGCUUCUGGAAGAUCUUAUUCUCAGUCGUCGGAGCGCAACUGUACCGCAGGGCGCGAGCAAUGCUGGCAGCUGGGACACGGGAGCAGAAGGUAUGGGCUCGGAGGGACCACAGUGCGUAGUUUGCCAAAUGUCACCAAGAACAGUACUGACCUUUCCCGACACCGCCACCGUCUCCCAGCAUGGACAGCGCCGUAGCGAUGACUUGCAGGACUCUCUGCAGCCUCACUCCGGUGAGCUGUGGGAAGAGCCUGGGCCACCAUCGGAUAGACGCACAUGCGAUGCGACGCGUUCAGACGAGGCCAGCAACGGAACCGUCGACGCUGUGGAGUCAGACGGACUGAAGCGCAACGCGUCUCCCUCACUGCCACCGAGGGAUAAGAUUACUGAAUAUGAGAAUGCGCUGAAGACUUCACCGCGAAAGCCUGCUGAUGGGCCCCUCUUCGAGAUUAUCAAGAGCAACAAGAAGCCUAGCGAUAAGAAUUCUCCUAUCACGAAGCUGCCCAAUGAGGUCUUGAUCCACGCUAUUGCCCACCUGUCGCCAAACGACCUUGCCGCCGUUUCCCUUGUCUCUCGCCGCUUCCACGAUGUAGUCACUACCCCACACGCCUGGCAGGUGGCCUUUGGUCGCUAUUUUCCUGGCCCGCAUUCGCUCGAAGAUGCCGCAUUCCGUUCAGCGCUCGAGGGCAAUGGCUUAGUCGUGCGGUCAGAAAAGAGACGCUUCACUAGGCUCACAGCAUUGGCUUCGUGGAGGAGCGAGUACAUUCUGCGUACCAGACUGCUGCGGUCGCUAGUUAGGGGCAAGCCUGUGCAAGUUCCUUCAACCCCGUCCCGCGCCGCUCAGAUGCAGACAGUCACCCCAAUGAUAACCUAUGAUGCCAAGACGUAUACCAUUAUCAAUCACCUACAGGCCACGUUUGGGUCUGGUCUGAAUAAGAAGAUGCCGCGCUUCAUUCAUGGUGCAGACGAUAUCGGUAUGGUAACCAGCAGCGAUCCAAUGACUGGCAAGGUCGAUCCAUGGGGACAGAGCGACCCCCACUUUUACGGUCAAUUUUCAGAACGCUUUCCUGGUGUCGCCGAGUGGGGAUUAGGCUCGGGGGAGGUCGUCGGGCGGCCCAAUGUAAUGGACAUAUCGCAGCCGUAUGGCAUGAUCUACGGCCAGGGCUGUCCAGAAGGCUCGUGUUACUACCGUUCCCUCGAGGAAAUGCGUGGUCGCUUCAUAGCUGAACCCAGCGACUUCACUUUGCCAGAGGCUGGUAUACCAAAGCUAGGCAUCGAUGGCGGCGCCAUCUGCAGCGUUUGGAUCGCCAAGUCGAGCACAAUCCCAACGCUCUCGGAAGGUUUGAUCGGAAUGAUGAUGGGCUCUGCAGCUGGUGUCGUCAGCGCCUGUAGCAUUGGCACAGAUGGUCUUCGUUCAUCUCGUGUACAGCGUGGCGAGUUGACUGCGCGCUGGGUUCUUAGUCCAGGCGUACCCAUCAUCGCUAUCGCCGUGGAUGAGCAAUACUCAGCUAAGCGCUAUGCCCAGAACCGCAUCUGGGCGGUCGCUCUGAAUGCUCUUGGCGAGAUUUUCUAUCUAACCAAGUUCCCAAUCCGCAGCCAGGCUCCCAAGGGCGACAUUGAGCAGUACUCGGAAUAUCUGGGCUGGCUCACUGGUCGCAGUGUCUACUGGAAUCUGGUAGAGCCUAGCCGACGUACUGCAAGGCCAGAUCCGUACAGCGACGCCGAUGUUGACGGUAGCUAUUCGCCCAGAACAUCAUGGGAUGGGAUGUGCUUAAGCAAGGAUCAAAUCAUUGCGGAGACAAAAGAAAUACAACAAUUCAUCCGCAAGCAACCGAAGCAUUUCCGAAAGGCCUGCCUUGGAUGGGAUAUGCGUCGAAGACUUGAGGUCGACUUUGCCGGCGAUGACGGCAAUUAUGCUGGAGAGGCCAUGGUCGUCUUCGAAUGUGGGCUUGAAGAAGGAGAUGUCACUGACGUCAAACGCUUCACCCGAUGUAAGACUAACGGCCAAGAAAAAAGUACUGGCCCCUCGAGUCACAUUUUGACGACUCAGCCCGUGCAGACUACAUCUUUGUUCGGUGGCACAGGCAUGGGAAUCCUAGAUUCUGGAAGGACUUCUCCUCGCGGGCGCAGUUCUUCAUAUAUGUCGACUGCAAGUUCACCGGAUCGAGCAAGCCUAUUCGAAGAGUGGAGGUGUUCCAAACUCACUUUCGGCGGCUUUAAGAGCACCCGACUUACUACCACUACAUUGGACGUUUCUACUUUCGCCACUUUAACCCUGUCUGAAGACCCCGCGCUCGGUUUCUCGACCUCCUCCACUGCUUCCUCGCCCUAUGCUUCACCCAUGUCUGUUGCAAGUCAGCCGGCAUCUCCAUCUGACAUUCCUGGUCAGCGCGCAAGAUUCCUAGCUGCUGGCACCAAGUCAGGUGUAGUGCUAGUUUGGGAUGUCCGGGCGCCCAUAUCGCGCUCGUCCGAGUAUAUAAACAACAUCGAUCCUGUCCGGAUCGUCUACACUGAUUCGCCAGAGAUAUCAUGCUUGGCUGUCACCUCCCUUUAUCUUGUAGCUGGUGGAAACGAUGGUCUGGUACAAGCAUGGGAUCCACUGGCCUCGAGUAUGUCGCCUAUCACAACACUUCACUCUCGGCAUGCGUCGCGUGCCCGUAGACAACUUGUACAGGCCCAAGCCUCCGUCCAAGGAGUCGGCAUCAACAUGUUUGCUGCUGGUGCUGUAUGCCUGGAUCCUGAUCCCACCGUCUUGCGAGGCGCAGUAUCGCUUGGCAACCAACUUCGAUUCUGGAGUUACAGCUCAUCUGCCGCCGAUCAGUACAGGAGCAGCAAACGUAGGCUUCGACGAGCCGAGCGUGGAAGUAAUAACACUACAGAGCGCUUUGCUGGCACGGGCAGAGUCAACUUGAAGAACUACAUCGCCAACGAGCAGUCUGAGUUAGAGCGUGAUAGGCAAGAGCGUCACAAGCAGGCCGAGCGUUUGGCUGGUCGUUUUGGUACAGAGCUGUUGAGCGAGGACGAAGCUUUGGCAUAUGCCGCGAUGCUUUCCCAAGAGACUAUGGAGGCGGAAGAAUUGCGCCGCAUUGAGCGAGAGAGCAGUGCCUUCAGCAGUGAUACUGUAACGCCAGAGCCGAGUAUCCGGGCUCAGCCUUCGCCACCUGCCAUCAAGGACGAUGAAGAACUGGAUGCCGAAAUUGCUGAAGCCAUCCGCCUUUCUCUCAACGAUAGCUCGGGCGCUGGCAUGUAUGAACCCGCCUCAACGUCACCUCCCGCGUUCGAUAUUCCGAUCAAGUAUGCCAAAGGCAAAAGGUCUCUGCCAUCACGUUCUCAAGGCAACACCCCUGGGAAGGGCAAGGCCACUGCUGGAUCGAGCAACGAGAGCGAGAUGUCAGAUUUAGAGUUUGCCAUGCAGUUAAGUCUUGCUGAAGAGCAGAGUCGGAAGGAUGCUGAAGACGCCUUCCCACCGCUUAGUCCAGCAGCUGGUAGUAAGGGUAAAGGGAGGAUGUGGUAA